Adineta ricciae is the source of this 927-nucleotide messenger RNA. The record is from the annotation of a GenBank genome assembly. NCBI's taxonomy places the organism in Eukaryota, Metazoa, Rotifera, Eurotatoria, Adinetida, Adinetidae.
AUGAAUCGAGUGAAAAAUGCCUUUGAAAUAAUAAUGAAUAGCGAGCAGUUGAAAGCAGAACAAGAUAUACGACCGAAACUGUUUUCAACGAACUGUCCAGUUCGAUGUGGUACAAGUGGCUAUUCGUACAAACGUUGGCAUAUGGGACCAAGAAAUCAAAAUUACUACCCGGAUAAGAACGAAUUCGAUUAUUAUUGUGGUGAAUUUGAUACCGUCGAAAUCAAUUCGACAUUCUAUAAUGUUCCACCAGAUUCGACUUUCAAAAGUUGGGUGAGAAAAGCGCCUCGAUCUUCGUUUCUUUAUACAAUUAAAGCAAAUAAAUUUUUUACGCAUUUGAAAAAACUUACCAUUGACGAAGUAUGGAUCGAACGAUGGGAAGCAUUUUGGAAAAAAUGUCAACUAUUACAAUCACAUCUUGGCCCUGUGCUUUUUCAAUUUUCACCAGGAUUUAAGAAAAAUGAAACCACAAUCGCUCGUUUCGAACAGUUAGCAAAAAUAUUGCCCGAAAGUGGAAGAUUUGCUUUUGAAUUUCGAGAUAAAUCUUGGUUUUGUGAGGAAACUUAUCAUCUAAUGAAGAAAUAUAACUGGUGCUUAUGUGUUAUCACUUGCGAAAAUUCAAACAAUUGGUGUGGCAACAUGCCAUCCGGCACACUACCCGCAGACAUUGACGAUCAUAAAACAUGUGAUUGGGGUGUUUAUUAUCGUUUUCAUGGUUCAAUUGGUCAAUAUUCCGGUGUGUAUGGUGAAGAUCGUAUGCGGCAGUUAGCUGAAACCACAACGAAACAUUUCUUUGAGAAUAGUAUUUCUAAAUCACUGGAGCUCUUCUUCUAUUUCAAUAAUACUGAUAGUCAUUCACCACCAGGUGCAAUACAAGACUGUCGAUUUCUUGCUCAAGCGUUCAAAAAUCUCGAUAUUAUGGAUAAAUGA